Molecule: messenger RNA, 2295 nt
Organism: Rhizoctonia solani
Lineage: Eukaryota; Fungi; Basidiomycota; Agaricomycetes; Cantharellales; Ceratobasidiaceae
Product: kelch repeat-containing protein 3
Exons: 6
Coding region: 1-2295 (764 amino acids)
Molecular function (GO): protein binding
Source: RefSeq, a predicted model, not a curated record
AUGCCCAAACGAUCGUUCCACGACAUGGAAAACUCAGAGAAAACCCAGAUAAAUUCCCACAGUGAUGCGGUAUUUGACACUCAAGACGACCAUCUCAUUUCCGACUUUAACCGGGGAUCUAUCACCGCCGUCCCUGGUGCGGUCGAUACAGAGCUCUAUGCAUGGGGGUGUCCGAACCAGUCUGAUUGGGUCGUGCUCGAUUGGAAGGAACGAAGGUGGAGGAUUGUUGAGACCGCAAAGAACGACAAUUCACCUGGGGUGCGUCAUGCACAUUCAGCAACAUAUUUUACAAUGCUCGGUGAAGCUUACAUUGCCGUUCUUGGUGGUUCCGAUGGCUCGACAAACGACUCAAACCUUGCUUUUGCAGACGUGUUCAUCUAUGAUAUCAAACAACGACUUUGGCUGUCGGUAGUUCCUGAAGCAGAAUCCCAAAAGGACGUAGAAUAUCUCACACCUAGGCUAUUCCACACUGCUACCUUUGUAGAAAUCGACCAUGACCCAUAUCUGGCCGUUGUUGGAGGCAUUUUCAACGAACGCACGAUGGCCGUCAAUGUGCCCAAUCCUACCGUAAUUAAUCGAAGAACAUCGGUUCUGCCCGAGCUUCGCUUCUUCAACCUUCGGCUACGAAGAUGGUCGAACCCAAUCUAUAUCCCUGGGCGAUACCGUCACGCAGCGGUCCUUAUUCCUUCCACUCGUGAGCCCAAAUUAAUGUUAAUUGGCGGACGCGAUAAGAAGGGAACCCUCUCCAAGGAAACCAUCCUAAUCAACCUACGCCUGGCCUUCCAUACGCUCAAACAUCGCCUGCCCUCCGACAAACUGCCUACGGAAGACCAUGGCGCCGGAAUAUAUUGGUCUCAUCUCGCAGGAGUCGUUCAGCCAUUAGGCCCCUAUGUUGGAUCUUGCCACACUACCACACACGCAAAUUCAGUUAUCAUUUUUGGCCGCGAAGAUCGCUCAAUGGACGACGAACUCCCCAGCUCUCGCCCUCGUAAUCGUCUGCCCCGGGGUCCAUUGCGUUUCCAACCUGAACCGCGACCCAGACCUCCAGAACCAACCCGACGUUCUUCGGAUAUCUCACAACACUCGGACCAAACAGACUAUUCUGGCUGGGCUUUGACGUUUGAUGGAGGCUCGGUCUCAUACCGCGAACUACGAAGAUUACGCAGGAUGUCGCAGAAAGCUGAGCUUGCCGUGAAAUCACUCCCGAUCCCAGCCCUACCUUCCCCAGUGGUACCAACCGACCCUGCUCCUCCUCAAAAUAUGCCGGUUACGUCCAAGCCUGAAUGGCUUUGGUCUGGGGUCGUCAAAUCUGGGUGGGGCACCUCGACGGGGGGACAGGAGGACUUGCUCCUGUUACUGUAUCAAGCCAACAAACACACGUUCUUUAUUCCCGUUCUACUCAGCGCACUGGCUAUCCAAAAGGAUGUUUCGAAUGCCAGAGGAUGUGGUCUAGAUGGGUUGCUUCCCCCUCUUUGGGACGGGUUCACGACCCAAACCACCAUGCCCUUGGAUCCGUCUGAGCCCCCGUUCGGAGACUUUGCGUUACGUAGUUCGACGCCGGAAGCGCCGCCCAUCAUUCUUCACCGUUCGGUUCUAUUAGCCAGGAGUGUCUACUUCAAAAUUCUCUUGACUUCCGGAUUCACCGAAUCUCGAAAGGGAGAAGUCGAGAUGGAAGAAAGUUACCCAGCCUUGUACGCACUUGCUUAUUGGAUUUAUACGUCCGGGCUCCCAGAAUGGCUCGAAUCCUCAUCGAUAUUUCCUCAUGAAGAUGACACCUCGAUCGAAGCGCGCUACGCAUCGCAUGCGGGGGAAACACUGUGCGAAUUACUAAUCGCUGCAAAUGCGCGGAUGGUACCGGCACUCGUGGUCCACGUACGACAGCUGCUCCGAUCGCACAUGCAUGUACCCGAGUUGGCGCCGCUAGUUUGGAGAGCGAUGGAAUUGACGGGGAUGGACCAGUCGGAAGAGGUGAUUCCCUUUUCCAGUUCCGGUUCUCGGGAUGGCCUGGGUAAUAGGGAGUGGAUUCGAGAUGUGGUUGCCCACCAACUGCGUCCAACCGAGUCUCAAAGGGAAUUUAAUUCGGCUGUUGUGCAGUGGUGUUGUGGUUCGGAUCCGGAGGUUAGAGCCGCGAUGGAAAGCGCAAAGGAGUGGUUGGAGCCAGAAAUCUGGAGGAGCUGGGUGAACAAGUGCGGGAAAAGUAAAGACGAUGGGAGGAUUGUCAGCAAGGGAGGAGCUAACACCGACAGCGAAAUAAUCGUCAAAGCUGGGAGCGAUGUACCGAUGGAAGGGAGUUGA